UGGCAUCUCUGGGGCCAAUAGGAGGCUUUGAAAUAUCCUAAAAGGUUUUGCAAAGCAAGUUUUGCAAAUUUUGGUUUUUGAAACUUGUUUAGAGUUUUAGUUUUAUACUUUAAUAGAAACAUAAUGGAAGAGAUCUCGAACAACAACCAGUAUCAGGAGUUACUUGAGUUGACGAACCAUAAAGGCGUUUUUCCUAAUAAUGCCGAAAAUGAAUGUUUUAUUUGCAGUAAUAUAACUCCUCCCGGCGAGGGUGUUAUCCUUAAAAGCUGUUUACACACUUUUUGCAAAAAAUGUGUACAAGAAUCAUUGCUGAAAACAGCAACCGUGGCAUGUCCCUAUCCCUACGGGAAAUUCGAAUGCGAAGGAAUAAUUUCCGAUAGUGAAGUGGAAGCAAUUUUGUCAAAAGACCAGCAUCAUAAUUUUUUGGAGCGCCUCUUUGCUUCCAUUGAUAUCCAAGAAACAACCAAUGUAUACGAAGAUCUAAACUUACUGGUGACAUUAACGGAUGCGUCGGUAGUACCAAAUCAAACUCCUUUUGAAUGUCCGGUAUGUUAUAUACCAAUUGGCGCAUUUGAAGGAGUUAUUUUACGAGAAUGUUUUCACGCAUUUUGUCGGGAAUGUUUAGCUGAAACAGUAAAGCAUGCAGAUGAUGCGGAAGUGCAAUGCCCAUUCCAGGAGAAUGGCAAUUCUUGUAAAAGUGUUAUUGAAGACCGGGAAAUCAAACAGUUAUUAAACGAAAAAGACUAUAACCUUUACCUAGACCGCUCACUAAAAAGGGUUGAAAGUUUGGCCAGCAAUGCAUUUCAUUGUAAAACACCAGAUUGCACGGGGUGGUGUUUUCUGGAAGACGACGUAUCUGUUUUCCAAUGUCCAGUUUGCGUCGCUGAAAACUGUUUACGCUGCAAGGCAAUUCACCGAGGACUGAGCUGUGAGGAGUAUAGCGAUGGCAACUAUGAAAACCAGCAGUCGGAGAUAACUAAAAAAAAUUUAAUUGCGGCCAGAGAAGCAAUGCCUUGCCCGAAGUGCAAAAUUUUGAUUACAAAAAAUGGUGGAUGCGACGCUAUAAUAUGUCACAUGUGCAAAACGAAUAUCUGUUGGGUUACAAGAGGACCACGUUGGGGGCCGGGUGGUGUUGGUGACACAUCUGGUGGAUGCAGAUGCAACAUAAAUGGUAGGAAAUGCCACCCAUGCUGUACAAAUUGUCAUUAGUUGCGAACAGAGUGAAUAAGAUAUAUGAGCAAACGAAUGGACUGGUUCCCUCUUAAUAAAAAAAUAAAAUAAUUUGCAAUUUACUGUUUAUUAUAUUUGAAUUUUGCCUCCAGAUCAACAUGUUUUUAUACUGACAAUAUGAAUUCAAAAUCAUGUGUUACCAUCAAGCUCAAAAUUUUUAUUUCAUCGCUGCCCACUUGUAGCAA
Wyeomyia smithii (pitcher-plant mosquito) is the source of this 1415-nucleotide messenger RNA. Its product is annotated as ranBP-type and C3HC4-type zinc finger-containing protein 1-like. The transcript has 3 exons. Gene Ontology annotation, cellular component: LUBAC complex. Bases 124 to 1209 code for a protein of 361 amino acids. The record is from RefSeq and is a predicted model, not a curated record. Gene Ontology annotation, biological process: proteasome-mediated ubiquitin-dependent protein catabolic process; protein linear polyubiquitination. Lineage: Eukaryota; Metazoa; Arthropoda; Insecta; Diptera; Culicidae. Gene Ontology annotation, molecular function: zinc ion binding; ubiquitin binding; ubiquitin-protein transferase activity.